Acipenser ruthenus (sterlet) is the source of this 1450-nucleotide messenger RNA. RefSeq names its product MIF4G domain-containing protein B-like. Lineage: Eukaryota; Metazoa; Chordata; Actinopteri; Acipenseriformes; Acipenseridae. The transcript is spliced from 6 exons. Gene Ontology annotation, cellular component: cytosol. The record is from RefSeq and is a predicted model, not a curated record. Gene Ontology annotation, biological process: regulation of translational initiation. The coding region runs from base 211 to 879 and encodes 222 amino acids. Gene Ontology annotation, molecular function: translation activator activity; protein binding; RNA binding.
GUGUGCGAUUCGAACAGUAGGCGGCGAUGCUGUGCAGCUGAUUGAUUCCGGACAUUUAAAUGAAAACUCGAGGAAGUGACCUAGCAAAGUGAGGAGGAAGAGUCUCGUUGGUAAUGUAAACAGUGUCUGCGCCCUGACGAGAGUUCACGUUAUAAAAAGGUCCCAGCUAUUACCCUCCCUGCAGGAGGAGAGUGUGUGCGUGUGUAAACCAUGGAGAAUUCAAACAAAGAGGAGUACAAGAUCCAGUCUUUUGAUGUAGAAACACAGCAGCUGCUAAAAACCGCACUGAAAGAGCCUGGUGCGGUGGAUCUGGAGAAAGUGGCUGCGGUGAUUGUGGAUCAGUCUCUGAAGGACCAGGUGUUCAGUAAAGAAGCCGGCCGGAUCUGCUUCACUAUCGUUCAGGCAGAGACCAAGGAGAGCGGCUCCAACGUGUUCCGGAGGAGCCUCCUGAACCGGCUGCAGCAGGAGUUCAAGCACCGGGAGGAGACUCGGAGCAGGUCCCUGCAGGAGUGGGUCUGCUACGUCACCUUCAUCUGUAAUGUCUUCGACUACCUCAAGGUGAACAACAUGCCCAUGAGGGCGCUGGUCCACCCCGUGUAUGAUUGUCUCUUCAGACUGGGCCAGGCAGACUCGCUGCGGAACGAGGAGGAGGUGGACUGCCUGGUGCUGCAGCUGCACCGCAUCGGGGACCAGCUGGAGAAGAUGGACGUGCAGCGCAUGGACGACCUGUUCUUCGUGCUGCGGGACGGCUUCCUGCUACAGGAGGGGCUCAGCUCGCUGGCACGCCUCCUGCUGCUGGAGAUCCUGGAGUUCAGGGCGGGGGGCUGGCGGCUCAGCGACACGGGACAGAAAUACUACUACAGCGAGCUCACAGACUGAGGAGGGAGGGGCGGCAGGGACGGGAGCAGGGCCGGGGUUAGAGACGUCAGGUAUCACACUGGGGCAAGGGUGGGGGGAAGAGUUCUUAUCGGAGUGCAGACCAACUAGACACAACUACAAUCCACUAGAGUGAAGCAGACACACAUUUUGGAUAAUGACUUUUGGCUUAUAGUUGCACCUAAGUGCAGUAUCAGGUGUGUGAAGGAGUUGGUUUUUGUCCACUAAAUGAAGAUCCAAGAUGUUAAAAUACAAUCAUUUCAUCAUUCAGCACGAUUCAGUGGCAACCAUCCUUAAACUUCCUUCACAGCUGCAGGUACUGUCCGCUUCAAUAGAUAUAAUAUGAAGUGUAUGCCUUUCAGAUAAAUAAAGUGUAAAGUGUGCACACUAUAUAAAGUGUGCACACUAUAUAAAGUGUGCACACUCUAGAUUACACAAAGUCUUAGAUUUUCCAAACCAGCCCCAACAGGCUUGACUCCUGACGCCUCUAACCCUACAGAAAACCCCAGAAAGCAUCACUGUGACUGCUGAACACCAGCUCAGUCAAACCAAAACAGAUCACUUUAACUGUGCG